AAAUAGCAACCAAACAUGGCACCCACCAAAGGUGUCUUGCUGGCACAUUCAGACUUUCCACUUUAUGCUGUACGCGCUCUCGAUGAAAGGCACUUUCUUGUGGCCGGUGGGGGUGGACAGGCGAAAACAGGAAUCGCUAAUGCUAUUGAAAUUUAUGAGUUGAAGUCUUCUCAAGGUAAUAUUACAUGCUCAAGCAUCAGCCGCCAUGAAACAGGAAUCCGUGCUGUGAUGAACUGUGCGUCUCACUAUGAUGGUCGGCAUCACCAUUUAGCAACUGGGGAGGAUGAAUUCUGUUGCACCUAUUCUGUCAAGUAUAAAGUCAUCAGCCCGGAAACAGAAGUAGCAGAGGCUCAUGAUGGUGUUAAACAGAGAAAAAAUGAAAAUUCUCAAGUGGGCAAAGAUUCAUCUGACCAUGGAGUUAACAGCUCCACAAAGCAACUCACAUUCCAUGUAGAGGAAACUGGCAAAGUCGUCUCAGACUUCACAAAUGAUGGCGGCUUUCAGAAAUGUGUUCGCUUUUCCCCCCUGAUGACUCACCUGGUGACUGGAGGUGCUGAUGGUCAUCUUCGUUUAUGGAGGUAUCCUGAGUUAGAAAAAGUGUGGGAAGUGCAAGCACACAAAAAUGAAAUAGAUGAUUUAGAUUUUAGUCCAGAUGGCUCAAAGAUAAUUACAGUAUCCCGUGAUAAAAAUGGUGUGAUUUGGAAAGCCAUAGAUGGCCAAAAAUUGUCAGAAUUGAUAUGGAACCAAAUAGUACCAGAGCCUUACAGGUUUAAAUCAUGCAGAUAUGGUCUCAUAGAAGGUAAAAAAGACAAGUUCAACUUUUACACAAUCAACAUUCCUGUCACAAGAUCCGACAGACUUCCCUGUUACGUUUCUAUGUGGGACAGUAGCAAGUUUAUACUCAAGAAGACAGCUAAAGUAGGGACAGAGGUGGUCUCCGCCUUUGCUGUCAGUGAUGAAGGAAUCUAUUUAGGCAUUGGCUCAAUCUCAGGGAGUGUUUCUGUGUAUGUUUCAUUUAGUCUUCAGAAAUUAUAUUACUUGAAAGAGGCCCACAGUAUAUUUGUCACUAGUGUAGAGUUCCUGCCAUGUUCAGAGGCCACCAAAGCUAUCACUGGAAACCAAGACUUCAACCUGUUGAGUGUCUCUGCUGAUAACACUAUCCGCCUUCAUCAAUGCCCAGAAAGAUCUACAAUGCAUCCAAUCUGGCUGAUAAUUUGUUUGGUAAUUGUACUCUAUGCUGUCUUUUACCUUAUGUCAGAGAUGGGACUUUGACAUUGCGUUCCUUCUCAUUAUGUGAAAGUGGAAGACUUAUUCCACCUUUAGGAUGAAAAUGGUAAAUAAUUACUUUCUGUUACUGAAUCUAUUAAAACUUAUCUUCCAGAUAUUGUUGGUCAAAAUAAAAGUGCAUUAUUUUAACACAACUUUUAUUAAAUGUCAUUUUAAAAUUUUUAUUUUUGCUCUGCCGAUCCUGUGCAAUAGCUGUCACUAGCAAUUCAAUAACAGCAACCACUGAGUAAUAUCAUUCAUUAGCAGCUGUAAACAAUUCAUCCUUAAAGGUUAACAAUAAAACUCUUAUAUUCUAUCUUAUAUUUAGCAACUAAGAUGAAACUUCAUAAUUUUUCUUUUUAUAUAAAGUAAUGGUAAGCUUUGAUCAUGUUUUUUUAACAAUGAAGGGAAUUUGAAUGGUUAAUUAUGUAUUAAAAUAUUUCUGCAAGUAUUAUUAAUUAUGUUUGUCUUUAUAAUUACACCUAAACUAUUAUGUAAAUAUGGUUUUAAAAAAUUGCAUUCCAUCUAUAAGUCAUACCAUAAGUUUGUCAUCUCUAUAGCUUUAUGUAAAAUUGUAUGAAUCUCAGAAAUUAAAGCAGAUGAAAGUGGUUGUUUGUGUCCUCCUGGAGUAAUGCAUUUAAUGAAAGCCUUGUAUCCAGAGGUUGUGUAUGAUGAGAUGAGUGGUAAAACUCAGUCAAGUUAAUCACUCUUGGUUUUGUCAUGGGUCUAGUAGCAUGAACAGAUAUGUGGGGGUGAAGUCAGGCUAACUGGAGUAUAAGAUACCAGUUAACAUGGCCUCCAUGGGGCUCAUAUUAUGCCUUACAGGAAUACUGGGUUGCUUUCACUUUUAUCAGUAAAUCAAAAUAAAUUUUGAAGGCCAGCUGCGCAUUCAGAUUAAUUUAUUAGUAGUAAAUUUGUGUUUUAUAAACAUGUUUAUUUAUUUCACAAUACUUGUCCUGUUGGUUUUUUUUGGUCAUGAUUUUAAAUUUUUUUGCUUAUGGAUGAGCAUUUUUUUUUUUUAGAGUUUAAGUCAUUUUACGUCUUACAAGUUAUUUAGGGGUUAAACUUAAUUUGAUCGUAACUGAUGUUAAAAAUAAAAAACUUUUAAAGCUGCAGUUAUCUCCAAUUUGUUUUCUAUCCUUGUGUCCUCAGUAUUUGACCAAAUGUAACCAGGGUGAGACAGUUUUUCAGUGUUUUAAUACCCUGUUAACUUCCAUAAGACCUGUUUAAAAUUAUAUUGCUUUGAUAAUCCCUUGUAGUUAUUUAUAAACUAUAGAUUGUAUGCUGGUCUCUGGUUUAAUAUGUGAUUUUUAGCUGUAGUACCUUGAUACAUGUUAAAGGCAUUCAAAGCCUUUUUUUUAUCAAUUGAAAUUGAAGGAUUUAACAAUACUGUAACUGACUUUUUACCUGAUAAUUAUUUCUUGAGGGUUUUGGCUGGUUCACAUGAUUCAGUUGAAUUAAUUUUCAUAGUAUGUUAUGUAGCUAUAUAUCUUUUUUGAAACAAAUAUCAAACAUAUAUUUACUUUAUAAACUACUUAAAAAAUACAAAGUUGUAAAUCUCUAGUUUUGGGCAUGAUACGAAUUAAAAAAUACCUAAUGAAUGAGUUAUCUGGUUUUUUUUUUAAUAAUGGUCAACUGAUUAGUGCUGGCUGUGUUAAUUUUAAAGGCAGAUAAUUCUGUUCUUAACAUUUGAUUUUUAUUUGAUCUGGGUGUGUGAGUGAUCAAUUUGUUUUACAUUUGUCAUUUAUAUUUCAUUAUUAUUUAAUGAAUUGAUUCAUGCCUUGUUUUAAAAAUAUUUUUGACAUUAAUUUAAGUUAUAGUUUUUAAAAUUAAAAUACUGUUAACAAUAGGUAAAAAAUAAAUGUUUUAUUCCA
This is a messenger RNA of Physella acuta, 3140 nucleotides long. Its product is annotated as prolactin regulatory element-binding protein. NCBI's taxonomy places the organism in Eukaryota, Metazoa, Mollusca, Gastropoda, Physidae. Gene Ontology annotation, biological process: endoplasmic reticulum to Golgi vesicle-mediated transport. The record is from RefSeq and is a predicted model, not a curated record. Gene Ontology annotation, cellular component: endoplasmic reticulum membrane. Gene Ontology annotation, molecular function: guanyl-nucleotide exchange factor activity; protein binding.